AUGAUAAGCAAGCUGCUAUUAUUUCUUUGUUUCGGUGUAUUAAAAUCAUUUAGUGUAUCGCAUACGGAAACCGCGAGCAAACGAAAUGAUACAGUGUCAAAUGAAGUACAAAGUGAACGGAGCAGUUUGGCUUUUGUGUUCGACACUACCGGAUCUAUGCACAACGAUUUGACACAGUUAAGGGAGGGGGCGGAAAUGAUCCUGAACACCGCUUUGGACGAAAGCAACAUCAUUGAUAACUUCGUAUUUGUGCCAUUCCACGACCCUGGAGUGGGGCCUCCGACGGUUACAAAGAGCAAAGACGUUUUUAAGGCAGCUCUGAACGUGGUCAAUGUGUACGGCGGCGGGGACUGCCCUGAAAACUCAUUGGGUGGUAUUAUGAUGGCACUCACGGUUAGCCAUCCGAGGUCCUUUCUUUAUGUGAUGACUGAUGCCACAGCCGCCGACCACAGACUCGUCGGGAAAGUACUCGAUUUAGUUCAGCGGAAGCAAAGUCAGGUAGUUUUUGUGUUGACCGGCCAUUGCGAUGACCUUCACAAACCCACGUACCAGGUGUACCAGCAGAUAGCAGCUGCCAGCUCCGGACAAGUCUUCAAUCUGAACAAAACAAGCGUUCACGAGGUACUAAAUUUCGUGAAGAGUUCAUUGAAAGGCAAUACCGUAAAUCUAGUUUCUGCGGUCAAAACGGCGGGACAUAAUUACACUAAAGUGAUUCCAGUGGACAAAUCAGUUGGGGAAGUAACGGUAUCGGUGUCUGGUGCCAAGCCUCAUAUCAAGGUGGUCAAUCCGAACGACGAAGAAUUGACUGGACCACCCAAACUCUUGAAAAUACUAGAUCUGUCGGAGAUCAUGGUGGUGAAAGUUUUAGAUCCAGAACCAGGUACUUGGAGCAUAUCAGUGGGCAGCGAGAAGGACUACUCUGUUAAAGUCGUUGGCCUCUCCAAUCUCACUUUCAACUACGGCUUCUCGUUGCAAAGACCGACUUCUAUGGCUGAAACCGGUUACAGACCAUUGAAAAGGACCUACAACCACAUGAUGCUAUCGCUGUCAGAAACAGAUGUUCCUAUAUAUUUAGAGUACGCCGAGAUCGUGGAUUUGGAAGGAAGGACUUUGUUCGAAGUGCCAUUGAAAUCGGAUACAGAGAAUAACUUGUACUGGGCUGAUGCAUUUGUACCGCCAGACGACUUCUUUUAUAUCGCUAUAAACGGACGCGAUGAAAACGGGCAAGAAUUUCGAAGAGUUGGCACAACGGCUGUACAAGCGAGAUUACCAGAAGUACCAUAUUUAACCGCACCCCGUAAGGUGGUAGCCCGCGCGCAUUCCAGAGUAGUUCUAACGUGUAAAGUGGAGAGCAUGGUUCCCGUUACGGCUCGGUGGACGAAGAAACCGAACCAAAAGUUUCCGGAGGUAUCUAGUUUACACACGACCACGAUUGAGCACGUGAUCGAAGACAUGAAGGAGGAAAACGUGGGAACCUACACGUGUAACGCUGACAACGUUGCCGGCGUCAGCAGAAUAUUAGUCCGGGUGGUUCUUCUUGUGGACCCACCGGAAGUAUUGAUCGAACCAAAAAACAAAACUUUGGAAGUCGGAGAUGACCUCAACGUAACAUGCACGGCGAUCAGUGAGGCCUUACUGCUGAAACAUCGACUUAUCUUCAAAGGGAAGGACUUUGAAAACUCGACCGAUAUUCAUUUGGAGCCAAACAUGGAAGGUUAUUACGCUGCCAAUAUAAUCAUACGAAACGUGACAGAGAAGUAUGCUGGAAACUACACCUGUCUAGCAAGUAAUAGAGGUGGCGAAGCAAACCAAACAACAUACAUAAAAAUCAAUGCAAAACCAAAAUCCCGAAUAUUAGGUCCGCACACGCUGUCCCCACAACUGAACACUGAUGUGCAGCUCGUGUGUCAUGUCGACAACGCGGAGUCCGUGCAGUGGCUGGCUCCCAACGGGACUGCGGUGAGGGAGCGGUCCGUGGACCACAGCUCUGAUGACGUUCUCGACGUGAGGAGCGUUAGUGAAGAUGGUCAGUGGACUUGUGUGGCCCGUCGAGGAUACUUUAAUGUGUCAGAUUCGGUGUCAAUAAGCGUUCAAAUUAAACCAAGGGUGACUAUAAUUGGAUCCAAGAGCAUCACCAUAUUAAAUGGGACGACCUAUGACGUCACUUGUGAAGUACUAGCCAAGCCUCCCCCUAGAGUUGUAUGGCACAGGGAGACAGAGAAGUUUCUGAACUGUAGCACGUCACUGAUUGCGUCUAAUCUAUAUCGGAGCGUGCUGCGUCUGGACAGCAGCAAGGAGCCAGUGAACGGCACGUACUUCUGCUUCGCAGAGAACUCCGACGGUAUAUCCCAGGACAGCGUCGCCGUGCGCGUCCGGACACAGAUGCGUCUGCGCCACGGAUUCAAUAAUACGCAAUUACAAUUGUAUUCGCAAAUGGAUCUCCGUUGUGACGUGGAUUCCCUGCCGGCGCCCGUAACGAGAUGGUUCCACAACCGAACCGAGCUGCAGAACGACACCAACACGAUCAUCUCGAGCGACAACGCGUCUCUACAUAUCAACAGAAUGGAUUUCUCCAACUUCGGACGGUACACUUGUGUAACCGACAAUGGAUAUGAAAAAAUGUCAGUUGAUGGCACUAUUAGCGCAAUUAUAGUAGAUCCACCGCGAGUGUCGAUAGAGCCUGAAAACAAAACCAUUGACGCUGGAGAGGAUCUGAACGUGACAUGCACGGUGGUCAGCGAAGCGUCAUUUCUUAAACACCGACUGGUCUUCAAAGGGGACAACUUCGAAAACUCCUCCGAAAUACCCCCAGAACCGGACACGGGGGGACGUCACUCUUUCAGUGUUAUCAUACGCAACGUCACGGAGAAGUACACUGGGAACUAUACGUGCUCAGCAAUUAAUGCAGGAGGUGAAGCGAACAAAACAACCUACAUCAAGAUAAACCCAAAACUGAAAUCCCAAAUAUUAGGUCCGCACGCGCUGUCCCCACAACUGAACACUGAUGUGCAGCUCGUGUGUCAUGUCGACAAUGCGGAGUCCGUGCAGUGGCUGGCUCCCAACGGGACUGCGGUGCGGGAGCGGUCCGUGGACCACAGCUCUGAUGAUGUUCUGGACGUGAGGAGCGUUAGUGAAGAUGGGCUGUGGACUUGUGUGGCCCGUCGAGGAAACCUUAAUGUGUCAGAUUCGGUGUUAAUAAACGUUCAAAUUAAACCGAGGGUGACUAUAAUUGGAUCCAAGAACAUUACCAUAGUAAAUGGGACGACCUAUGACGUCACUUGUGAAGUACUAGCCAAGCCUCCUCCUAGAGUUCUAUGGCACAGGGAGACAGAGAAGUUUCUGAACUGUAGCACGUCACUGAUUGCGUCUAAUCUAUAUCGGAGCGUGCUGCGUCUGGACAGCAGCAAAGAGCCAGUGAACGGCACGUACUUCUGCUUCGGAGAGAACUCCGACGGUAUAUCCCAGGACAGCGUCGCUGUGCGCGUCCGAACACGGAUGCGUCUGCGCCACGGAUUCAAUAAUACGCAAUUACAAUUGUAUUCGCAAAUGAAUCUCCGAUGUGACGUGGAUUCGCUUCCGGCGCCCGUAACGAGAUGGUUCCACAACCGAACCGAGCUGCAGAACGACACCAACACGAUCAUCUCGAGCGACAACUCGUCUCUACAUAUCAACAGAAUGGAUUUCUCCAACUUCGGACGGUACACUUGUGUAGCCGACAAUGGAUAUGAAACAAUGUCAGUUAAUGCAACAGUAACGGUCACUGGGUUAGAAUUUCCCGUAAUAUCGAAAGGGAUCAAGAGCCAAGCUGCCCGUAAAGGAAAUUCAACAAAUAUCACAUGUAGUGUCUUAAAAGGAAGUCCGGUUCCAACUAUAACGUGGAUGUACAAAAACGAUACUACGAAAGGAUUCGUCAACUUGCCCACGGACGGUAUCGAUCGGGGAAAUUUAAGUAUUUCAAAUGUCACGUUGGAACAUUCUGGCAUCUAUAGAUGUGUCGCUGAAAAUGUUAUAGGAAAAGAUACGCACGAAAUCGAAUUGGUGGUUCAGUAUGCUCCUCAAUUGGCACCACUGAUUAGUGAGGUAGGAGACGGGCCACGCGUAGUAGAAGUCGGUAAACGAGUAGUGUUCUCGUGUAACGUAACUGGCUUCCCUCCGCCGGUCGUAGUGUGGACGAGAAAUGGACUACCCGUUGUUUAUUCGAAAAAUGUCCAUUUAAAUGAAUCCCAAGCUUUGAUAAUAGAAAAUGCGACAGACCACGAAGCCGGCUCGUACAUUUGCAAUGCGACCAGUGCGCUGGGAUCGACUCACAGAAAUUUCACGCUCAAAGUUUAUGUGAGUCCAAAGAUCUUACCGAUAAAUUCGGAACCUAUACAGCAAUUCUUAGAAGGCCAACUAGUAGAGUUGCCGUGUAAAUCAAAGGGCCUGCCGGUGCCGCGGGUGGAGUGGACCCACAACGGAGACACCAUACUUGAUGAUAGAAGACACAUCGACGAAGAUGGACUUAGGUUCGUGGCGAAUAUAACGGACUUCGGGAAUUACACGUGUGUUGCCAGGAAUGAAUAUGGAAGCGAUUCAAUAUCAUAUUCUUUGUAUAUUUGGGUGACACCGAGAAUAGAGCCUCCGCUUGAGACGACGAAACAAGUACUGUCAGGUGACAAUGUGACCUUACAGUGUGACGUCAUGGGCUUCCCCAUCCCUAAUGUAAUAUGGGAGUAUGAAGGGAAAUCUCUCACUGAAAAUACAACAACGUUAAGUUUCAAUGACUACGGUAAUCUGUACAUAGUGAACGCUAGUGUCGAGACAGAAGGAGUUUACAGUUGCAUCGCUGGUAACAUCGCCGGUGUUGCCGUGAAGACGAUUUUCCUUAGCGUUAAUGAACCACCGAAAAUUCUAGAAGAUAAUUAUACCGGCCCGUAUGUGGCCACCGAUAUGGAUCAUUCAUUGACAAUAUAUUGUUCCGCAACCGGCAAACCUAAGCCGUAUGUCCUUUGGUCUAAGGACGAGUUUUAUUUGAAUCACGAUCCUCGUUACGACGUGGACUUCAAUGGUAGGUUAACGAUACAGUCGCCCGCCGAGGAGUUGAGCGGAAACUACACUUGCGAAGCCAGGAACAAGUUCGGUUAUACGAACAAGACAGUCGAAGUAAACAUUUAUUCCGUGCCCAAACAAGUACAAUCAGCUGAAAGCUAUGCGAAGGUGACAGCACUCGAAGGAACCGACAUUGUCAUCGCGUGUCCCAUCCGAGCUACAAACGUGCGAUCAAUAUCAUGGUACAAGGAAGCGAAAUUAAUAUCAAAAGGUGAUCUUCAGUUAAAAAACGUUUCGCGAAAUGACACGUCCGUGUACGCGUGCGUCGCGACGAACACUGCGGGCAGCGCGCACGCGUCCGUAGCGCUCGACGUGCAAUGGCCGCCCGCGUUCGUGACGAGGGUAGAGGGAAAUAUUGAGGUGAUCAAAGGAGAGGACGCGUGGUUCAGCUGUGCAGUCGACGCUAAGCCUUUGGCUAAGAUAAAAUGGUUAUUCAAUUCUAAGCCGUUGAUCUUCGAGGAUAAAGAUGUUUUUAAAGUAUUAAACGCACAACAAAGAAACGCGGGCGUUUAUAAAUGUGUUGUUAGCAACAUUCAUGGAACUAUAAUCAAGGCGUUCAAAUUGUCCGUUCUGGAGCCUCCAUACCUAAUGGAAUUUGACUUUUUGGAUGUCUUGCUGAAGGAAGGGAGUAAUGCUACACUUGAGUGUGUGGCUAAAGGAGUUCCCGCACCGACUGUCCAAUGGAUCUAUAACAACACUCAGUGGGUGGCAGACGGUCCAGCCAUAACCAGCACGAAUACAACAACGGAAGCAGAAGGCCUGUAUCGGUGCGAGGCCGCGAACAAAGCCGGGAGCGCGCACGUGGUCUACAGGGUGGUGGUGCUCGCGGCGCCCUCUGUGCUCCACGUCACGUCCUACAGCGACGGACGCGGGAACACCGUCGACGAAGCCGUCGAAGUUAUCCUCAACAAACGUGCCAGAAUAUCGUGUAAAGCCAAAGGGAGACCGGAACCCAUCGUACAGUGGUUCAAGAACGGUCGCGUCGUUGGACAAAAUCUACCGGGAAUUAGCAGCGCCGAUGUGGUACUGGAUAGCGUGCAGGCCUCACAUGCCGGGGCCUACACGUGUGUCGCCACUAAUGAAGGCGGUAGUGAUCAGAAGCGAAUCAGACUUGAGGUCUUAGAAAAACCAAACAUAUUCCGCACGAUUUUCCAAAGCGACAACAUAACGAGUAACACGAUUAAAUUAGACGUGUUAGUGGGGCAAGCGUUUUAUAUCCACUGCCACCCGACGGGCAGCCCGCCGCCGGACAUCUACUGGUUCAAAGACGGGCUCCCGCUGAUGCUGUACGAUGACACUAUGGUGUCGACUGAAUUCAACGAGGUCCUAGUCUCGAAGGCCGCUCUGGAGGACCAGGCCGGGAACUAUACCUGCAUCGUGAGGAAUAAGGUUGGCAAUAACAGCGUCAAUUAUCUAGUUGACGUCUUAGUGCCUCCGCCAAUACAGAAAGAGAAAACGAAACGGGUGUCAGCUCGCCUGGGAAUGUCUGUGGUACUGACAUGUCCGGUGGAGGGCAGUCCCCUACCAGACGUGAUGUGGAUUAAACACCCUUACACCGAAAUAGCCGAGGGCUCUGAUAAAAUGUCGCUCUCUGAUGACAAUGUUACUCUGAUAAUAAACAACACUGACGUAUCGGAUGGCGGGAAAUACUCGUGCGUGAUGACAAACAAGGUUGGCACCACUGAAGUCGUGUUCGACGUGAUCAUAUUAAAGGCGCCGUCCAUUGCCGCUAAUGUAGGAGGUAGCGCGAUAGAAAGACACGUUGUACCAUUGAAAAGGAGCGUUGUACUCAAAUGCGAAGCGGACGGUCACCCGGCACCGAAAAUUACUUGGUUAAAGGACACGCAGCGUCUGAGCGAGAGUGCGUCGAACGUCGUGCGCGUCCUCGGCAACAGCUUGCUCUACGUCCGGGGCGGGUCCUCCCGCGACGCCGGCCACUACAUCUGCGUGGCGGAGAACGAGGCCGGCACCGCGCACCGGAGGUACAACCUCGCCGUGCAGGUCCCGGGCAAAUGGAGCGAUUGGUCUAAAUGGUCUUACUGCAACGUCACGUGCGGCCCUGGAUACCAGUUCCGGUCCAGAUCGUGUCACUACAUCGACGAAUACAACAACACCAUAGAUAAUACAACUCAGUCGGACACGGUCAUAGUUGACGAGAGCGCGUGCAAGGGACAGAGUGGGGACAAACGAAAAUGCAGGAUGCCACAAUGUGAGGAUGAAGAGAGCCAUCCGAAGUGGUCAGUGUGGUCGCGCUGGUCGCAGUGCAGCUCGAGCUGCGGCUCCGGGACGCAGACCAGGACAAGACGGUGCCGGACCAAGGUCAAAUGUACCGGGGACAAUGUUCAAGUUAGGAAAUGUCCCGAUCUACCGAAAUGCGAUAAUACGGCGGAUACGACGAGUACUUCUGAUAAUGACGUUUUGGACAGACAGACACACCACAACGACGAUGAAGUGUAUACUCCGGAGGCAGUCUACGAAAUGGAACCAGAGAUAAUAAAAUCUAAGUAUUCGCCUAACGUUGAACAGUUCUACGUGGCGGCGGGAACACGAGCGACGACAGCCUACUAUGACGUCAACGUCACCAGCAACCUCGACCGAAGCGAGAGAGGCCGCUGCAACCCAGGGUACACGUACGAGCGGACCACGGACACGUGCCACGACAUAGACGAGUGCAAGAUCGACUACAAUGAGUGCCACGCGACCCAGUACUGCGUGAACACGGCGGGCGCCUACCGUUGCACGUGUCCCGCCGGCUACCUCGCACUGGGGCUCGGACAACGCUGUCUAGAUAUAAACGAGUGCGUCCAAGGUAUAGCUGGAUGCGAGUUCGCGUGCGUGAACACGGCCGGCGGGUACGUGUGCGCCUGCCCCAAGCACCUGCGGCUGCACAUCGACAAACACAGAUGCGUGCCCCCGCCUUCAUACAAUGACCCAUAUUACACGGAUGAAAACGAAGACUACUAUAGCACGGCCACAGAUUAUCCUACAAGAUACGUAACGAGGAAGAGAAAUUAA
Messenger RNA from Bombyx mandarina (wild silkworm), 8103 nucleotides. RefSeq names its product hemicentin-1. The record is from RefSeq and is a predicted model, not a curated record. Gene Ontology annotation, molecular function: calcium ion binding; axon guidance receptor activity. Lineage: Eukaryota; Metazoa; Arthropoda; Insecta; Lepidoptera; Bombycidae. Gene Ontology annotation, cellular component: axon; neuronal cell body; plasma membrane. Gene Ontology annotation, biological process: homophilic cell-cell adhesion; synapse organization.